Danaus plexippus (monarch butterfly) is the source of this 3636-nucleotide messenger RNA. RefSeq lists its product as uncharacterized. NCBI's taxonomy places the organism in Eukaryota, Metazoa, Arthropoda, Insecta, Lepidoptera, Nymphalidae. The transcript is spliced from 9 exons. The record is from RefSeq and is a predicted model, not a curated record. The coding region runs from base 203 to 1456 and encodes 417 amino acids.
GUUGACAGCGUCAAGAAGAAACAAGCUUGGAUUAGUUUUGUAAUUUAUUUAAUAAUUUAAAACAAAAAAUCCUUCAUGUAUUUAUUUCUUUGUCAGAUUAUUAAAAUCGUGUAUCUCAGUUGUUGUUAAUAUAUCCAUUCUGCUUUUUUUGUGGUCGUAUAAACAGGAUUCCCAAAAGAGGACUUACUUAGACAUCUAUAAGAUGGAUUUAGCGGAGACCAUGAAAAGUGUUUUGGCUAAAAGUACGGGAAAUGCAAGUGGUGCUUCAAGUAGUACUAGUGCGGCCGCCCCGCAUGGCGCUGAAGGCUAUGUGACAGAAAAACUUUACAUGUUAUUGCAGUUGUACUUGCAAAACAAAGGAUGGAGUCCUAGUAUAGAAUUAUUACAGUGCUUUAGUGAUCUCAAGGAGUCUUCAAUGUUGCCAAGUGCAGCAUACUUACAAAUGAUGGCUUCAAGGGUGGGUCUUGACGCUCAAGGUAGACUUAUAUACAGAGAGAAUGGUAAAAUUAUAUUGCCAUAUGAACAUUUUGCUAAUGCAGUUAUGCUUAAACAUAUGAAUGGACCCCACGGUUUGCAUCUCGGCUUGGAAGCGACAGUGAGAGCUGUUGUGGAAUCAUAUACCAUCGGCCGCGAUCAAUUUGGAAUGGAAAAGGAAUUUAUUGUUGAGGUUGUCCAAAACUGUCCGAACCCUGCCUGUCGUUAUUAUAAGAGCCAGUUGGAAAUGACACAGAAAUCUAUACAGCAACAUUUGUCACAACAACCCACAUAUAUACCAGAAGCGGGCGGUGCUGCUCUUCCGGACAACGCGGCGGUGGAACGUCUGCUUCGAGGCGCCGCCCUGCCUCCUGACUAUCAGCUGCCACUGGCACCACACCUCGCCGCUCUCACAAACCUCGCCGGUGAUAAGUCAGAGCGUCGUGGUGAUAAGAUGUCAACGCAGCAGAUGCUGUUACAUCAGAACCGUUCCCUCGGCCACGGGGACAAGUACUCACACUCGAGGACUCACUCCGGAGACAACAAGAACAAACAUCACUAUGAUGAACAUAAACUUACUGACUUUUUGAGAGCCAAUCUAGAGAGUUUGGAGUCUCUAUCGAGCGGUAGUCACGAGCGCGGUUCGGGUGCGUCGGGUGGUGGCGCCAGUGUGAGCGGUAGCGGUAGUGGGAGCGGAAGCGGAGGUGGAGGCGGACAAGAGCGUGUGGUGCGAGCGUUCGCGGAAUUGGCGCGGAAUUUACAGCGGAUGAGACCAUGUGUACGACCAGCCAUGUGCAAACCGUAUGGGAAGCAAAGUGAACAGUUACAGAAAAUUCUACUGGACACGAUUCAGCUGGUGCAAUCUCUCCGGAGCUACCUGCCUCCCCCACACAUACAAGUCACCUCGUGGAAGAAUGAUGACAAAUUACGUUCCAACAACAUGGAUGACCUCGAGAGUCGUAAGAUAGUGAGCGGCAACUGAGAGGGCAGCACUGUGACAAACAAACAAACACACGCUCUUCCGUACUAUUGUACUUUAUAUUCGUUUAAGUAUGUGUUUAAAAUUUUUAUAUAUACAAAUAAAAUUAUUUACUUCAUAUUUUUGAUGAAAUUAAAAGAAAUUUAUUAAAAUUUCUAUAUAAUUUGAUAAUGUAUUCGGACUAAUUUUUUUUGUGCUAUAAAUUUUGUUGAUUCAAAGUCGUUCCGCCUGAUAAUGACCUAUUUAGAUUUGUUUUGUGAUUUAUGUCAUUGUCAUUACCGCGCAGGCAGCGUGUUGUACGAGCACAAACGUUGUUUCUAUGUACUAAGCAGUUCAUUGUUUGUAAGUGUUGCUUUAUACUUGUUGCUAGUUAGACUUACUUUAUCCCAAACUUUUUUUAUGUAUUGUUACAUAAUACGUAUGUUUAUUUUUUAUUUUUUAUUAUUAUUUCGUAUGAAGCCGUCGGUUCAGUGUUGUAAGUGCAUUAUUUACACUGUGAUAGGAGUGUAAAAAUUCAGAGUGAGCGGAGUCUUGACAUGAAUCUGAUAAAGUAUUAUGUAAGUUAAGGAAUUUUAGGCUUUUCUAAAAUAAAUUAUUUUGAAAGCGUUUCGUUCGAUAUACCAGUAGUAGUUUAGGCGUAUGUGUAUUGGAAAAAAUAUUUAUAAAAAAAUAAUAAUUAUCGCCAUUCUUGUCUUGUAAAGUGAUAGAGGUAUUGUAUCGUACUGAAGACUGCAAGUUUUUCACAUCGUGUAAGCUAUAGCCGAGUGCGCGUUUGAUGUAAGGUUAUGAUUAUAUUAAGGAAGUGAACUGUUGUGAGGAAUUUGUUCCGGACAUAUAUACAUACUCCCAACUUGCCCUUGUCUCUCCCUUAUGUAUUAUGUAAUUUUUUUCUCGCAUUACUUGAGCUUCUCUUCCAAAUAGCAUGUUUUUUUUAAUAUAAUAACGUAAGAUUUAAGUGAUUUAUAGAUUUUAUUAUUUCUAUACUAUAUUAUCACACAGCUUCUACUCGUCAUAUAUUCGGCUUCGUAAGUUCGUUAGUGCAAUAAAAAGGCAUAGCCUUCAUUAUAUUUUAUAUCUUAGUACUAUUAAAUAUAUACAUAUAAUAUAAGUUUAAAAUUAAGAGUGAACAACUCCGAGUCUCUUUUUGUCUUAGUGUCAAUAUUAUAAAAUACAAUAAUGUGUAUGCAGCUUUAUUUUUAGGUCUUCAUAUGUUGAGUUCGGACAUUAAUAUGUGUUGAAUGUUCGUGUGACGUGGAGAAAACGAGGCUAUAUCAUGUUAAGGAACUCACACGGCUAGUAUUAAGAUACUUUCCACUUGUCUUCGAAGUAUUAAACGACCGGAUGAAUCUCUCUCUGUAUUAGAGUUAAGCUUUCUAGUCAAAAGUUAGUAUCCAAAAUUUGAUUUUAUUGGCAAAAUUUGUAUUUUUUUUUGCUGAAGCGAAUUCGUCCGCGUGGACUUUGACUUUCUCGUUUCGAAUAUCGACUUAUUAUUUCUCAUACAAAAAUCCUUGACACGUAAAUCUCAAAUAGUAUUUAUCAUAAGUUUCAUGUUUCAUGGAAUCGUUAUUUCUAUAUAAUUUUUAUAAUAACGUCUUUAUUGUAUUGACCAGGACCUCUGUAUUGUUUUCUUUAUGUCUUAUCUAUUUCAAUGAUAAUUGUAUUGUACAUAGCACCGCAGGAGGGAGCCACUGUCUUUAUUGAUCUCACUUCCACAUCACAUUCAAUAGUUUAAUUUAUCCUUUCGAAUUUUAUUUUUGUAUCCGGAUGUAAUGCACGCAUUUAAUGAUUUACAUUAAAACAAUAGGUAUCCUUAGCAUGAGUUUGCACACUUAGACUGGACACGAACAGUUUUUCAGUCUCAUUCAUAUUUAACAUUUACAGGACAUUAAACUGCAAACUAUCCGUUUUAAUUUUGACGAUGGCAACACGUUAUAAGCGCAUUGUAUACCUUAGAUAUUAAUAAAACCUUCAUAAUGUAAAUCUGAUUAUAUUGUUUUGUAUUAUUUAAUUAUUAUUUUAUUUUUUUUGUUACGGCUUGUUUUUCAUGUUCGGUGAUUAUGUAUUUAACAGUUGUUCUCGCUCGAAACUUUGCCGCGUCGUUUCUUUUAUGAACUUUAAACUGUAAAAAUAAAAUAUUGUGGAUUGAGAGAAUGCGUUAGAUUUAAAUAAAGCGAUGCAACAAA